CGUAUUUUUUAUCUGUGUUAAAAAUACGAACGAAUUGUAUAAAAUAAACAAAGUUGGCUUGAAUCCACUGCGAAGAAUAGAUGCUUUUUAUGGACUCUUGUCAUUUUAGUCCUUUUUGCUGAGUUUACUUACCUAUUCUGAAAAUAGAUAACUUGACUUUCUGUUAACUAAAACGGAUUUAGUUUUUGUUUUGUUAGCAAUGUGCUUUUGCAUUAAAUCAUAAUAAUGCCAGAUACAUUUGCCAUUGUUUCAAGUCUCUUGAGCUUGCUUUUUAUAUUGACGGUUUGUGUUGGACAGGAAUACAGCUCGACUGGAAGACAGACAGUUUCACUUCCAGUGGGAACUAUAUUUCCAAAAAGCAUACCCGAAGUCGAAUCAGUUUUCAAGUUUGUUCUCCGAAAUUAUAACUCUCGAGCUCUGUCAACAGGAAAUGUUUUCGGUUUCAAUUCUCCCGUUCUGCGAUUUCAAGCUUACCUACAAAACGCACAGCCCAACGACAGCUACGGUUUGGUGAAAGAAUUUUGCAAUCACAUCACGCAAGAAGCGUUUGUGGUACUUGGAAGAUUUGAACAGAACACUGAAAAUGUUGCCAAACGUUAUUCAGAAUCAUUCAAUAUUCCAUGGAUCUCGACCGGAACGACACUGCCAGAUCAAUCCGAAUAUAUAACGUCGUUGUACCCUCCACUUUCUCCAGCUUUACUUUCCCUGACAAACAAGUGGAAUUGCAAGCAUAUCACUUAUUUCUAUGACAUAACAGAAAUUCAUUUAGGCCUGAACCAGCUACUCGAUUAUUCACUGGAAUAUAAGUUCAGUGUGAAAGUGCGAAAUAUGAAAGGAAAUCAAAAUAUUUUGCCGCAUUUGAGAGAAAUUGCUACUUCUGAAGAACACGUCCUUGUAUUUGACGUCACAAAAAAAUUAUCGAUAGCAAUUUUAAAUCAGCUAGAUUCUAUUGGAAUGCUGACUCCAGAAUAUCAAUACAUAUUCACGGAUUUGGCAUUGGCUGAGGAAGAUUUGAUACGAUACACAACAGCUGGAGCAAAUAUAACAUUAUUUUCAAUAACCAAUAAACAAACUCGGGAAUUUCAAACCUUUCUUAUAAAUUAUAAGAAAACCACAGGACUUAGUUCAAAUACUUACGAAGGUGCUCUGAUUUACGACGCUUUCAAGCUUUUGUAUAUUGGAAUGAAGUCGAUGUUGAACGACGGAUAUCCUGCACAAAAUUUUAUCAAAGGCAAUCUGAAUAAACGUCGCUGUCGAGAAUUACCUUCAAAGGCAUUCCAAACUGGAAUGGACAUAAAUCAAGCAUUCAAAAAGACGAAAUUUCAAGGUGUCACCGGUCAAGUACAAUUCGACAAAUACGGACAGAGAGUAAAUUAUACGAUACGAAUAUUAUCAGUAGAAAGAACUGGGAUUCAAUCGACUGGAUACUGGAAACACGACAUAACAUCAAAUAAAACUCUUGGUUUUAUUUAUCUUAACAGAACCUUGGAUCAUGACAAAAUAUUGCAGAAGUACAUGAACCAAACUAUAAUUGUAACAACGAUUUUGGAGGAACCAUACGUUUCACUUAAAAAAGAAUGGAAAUCAUUCCAAGGAAACGAAAGAUAUGAAGGAUUUUGCGUCGAUUUAUUAAACGAAAUUAGCAAGAUCGUCCCGAUGCAAUACAAACUACGACCUGUGUUAGAUGGACAAUAUGGAAGUAAAAACGAAGAAACUGGAAUUUGGAAUGGAAUGAUUGGGGAAGUAAAGUAUAACGUGGCUCAUAUGGCAGUAGCACCUCUCACAAUUACUUCUGCGAGAGAAGCAGUUGUUGAUUUUACAAAACCAUUCAUGUCACUAGGAAUCAGUAUCAUGAUAAAGAAACCAGAGAAAGAAAAACCUCAUAUUUUCAGUUUUCUUGAACCGCUUGCGCCUGAAAUCUGGAUUUGCAUUGUGUUUGCAUACAUUGGUGUUAGCGUUGUAAUAUUCAUCAUCUCAAGAUUUAGUCCGUAUGAAUGGCACAGAGCAAGUGUUUUGAGAACUAACGACGAAGAGGAAAUCGAAAAGUCGGCUGAUUUUGGAAUUUUCAAUAGUUUCUGGUUUUCUCUUGGUGCCAUCAUGCAACAAGGAGCUGACAUUUCCCCGAAGUCUUUUUCUGGUCGCCUUGUUGGAGGUGUUUGGUGGUUUUUCACAUUGAUUAUUGUGUCGUCAUACACUGCUAAUUUGGCAGCUUUUCUAACUGUUGAACGAAUGGGAACAACGAUCAAAGGUGCUGAAGAUUUAGCGUCACAAACAGAAAUUCAAUACGGUACUCUGGCCUCUGGCUCAACAGCUAGUUUUUUUAAGAACACUCCAAUUGCCCUGUAUGAAAAAAUGUGGAAUUAUAUGAAGAACAAAGAACCUUCUGUAUUUGUGAAAAACAAUAAAGAAGGAAUCGAUCGAGUUAGGAACAGUGAUGGUAAAUACGCAUUUUUGAUGGAGUCAACUCAAAACGACUACAUGGCACAACGAAAGCCUUGCAAUACAAUGAAAGUUGGAUCGAAUAUCGAUAACAAAGGAUAUGGCAUUGCGUUACCAAAAGGAUCGCCGAUAUAUGAUUCCAUAAAUUUGGCAAUCUUAAUUUUGCAAGAGAGGGGGAACCUUCAAAAAUUGAAAAAAUUUUGGUGGUAUGACAAAAGUCAAUGUACAGACGCGGCACAGUCAAAAUCGGAUAAGACCUCUGAACUGGGCCUGGCGAAUGUUGCUGGAGUGUUUUAUGUACUUUUGGGUGGAAUUGUUUUUGCUUUAUUUGUUGCAUUGUUGGAAUAUGCUUACAAAGUUGCAAAACUGACUGCGAACAAAAAGAACAAGUUGAAAGCAAAAUGUAAUAAUUGUAUGCAUCUACUAACACGUUCUGCAUCUUCCAAAUCGUUCGCGUCCGAAGGAUCCACGUCAUGAAGAAAAUAGAAAA
Molecule: messenger RNA, 2929 nt
Organism: Styela clava
Lineage: Eukaryota; Metazoa; Chordata; Ascidiacea; Stolidobranchia; Styelidae
Product: glutamate receptor 3-like
Biological process (GO): monoatomic ion transport
Cellular component (GO): membrane
Molecular function (GO): ligand-gated monoatomic ion channel activity; signaling receptor activity
Source: RefSeq, a predicted model, not a curated record